Molecule: messenger RNA, 752 nt
Organism: Onthophagus taurus
Lineage: Eukaryota; Metazoa; Arthropoda; Insecta; Coleoptera; Scarabaeidae
Gene: Chchd2
Product: Coiled-coil-helix-coiled-coil-helix domain containing 2
Biological process (GO): mitochondrion organization
Cellular component (GO): mitochondrion; nucleus
Source: RefSeq, a predicted model, not a curated record
GUCCAGAUAAAGAUCACGUGUUCCAGAAACUUCUAUAAAUCCAUUAUAAGAGGGCCGUUUUUUAGAUAUCUUGCGUAAUUCUAGUCCUGUCAUUUAACGACUUAAAAGCCAGUUUUUUCGCGUUUAACCGUUUUUAAAGUGUUUAAUAAUAAUGCCGAGACGCGGACGAUCAAGUAGCCCAACUCCAAGGGCUGCACCUACUCGAUAUUCACCACCCCCGAGUACUACAUUACCUGCUAGAGCUGCCCCGCCUCCUCCAGCUCCGAUGCAAGCUCCCGCAGCUGCAGCUCCUCAACAACCAGGUCUUUUCGGUCAAAUGGCUGCAACGGCUGGUGGUGUAGCAAUUGGAUCUGCUGUUGGACAUACAAUCGGACAUGCAUUAACUGGUGCUUUUAGUGGUGGUGGUUCAAGUCAACCGGAACAACAACAACAAGCCCAACAACCCGCUCAACAGUAUCAUCAUGAUGGUUCUGAACCGACGGGACCUUGUGCUUGGGAAAUUAAGCAAUUUUUAAAUUGUGCUGCAACCCAAUCUGAUUUAACGUUAUGUCAAGGAUUUAACGAAGCUAUUCAACAAUGCAAACUUAAGAAUGGAGUAUAAAUGGUCAAAGGAAUAUAGAAACAGUUAGCAUUAAUCGUUAUUAAAAAUUCUUAGAUAAAAUGAAGUAGUGCUUAUUAAUUGGGAAAUGAUAAUAAAUUUUGAGUAAAUGGGAAUGUAGAAAAUAAAGAGAAUGUUUGUUUUUCCAACACAA